AUGUUGUUCAAAGAAUACCGCGAUUACCGAUAAUUGUCACGAAAUCAGCGCCACGUACCGAUACUCGGCGCGCCGUUGUGUGUGCGUGUGCGCGUGCGCACACGUGUCGCAUACGUGACAUACGUGUGCAGUCGUGCAGUGUGUGCGCAUGUUUGUAUUGUAUAUACGGUUGGCUCCGAGGUGGUGUCGUGGUACGGGGGUACGGGAUCGUCGGGAAUCCGUGUGCGAUUCCGAAGCAAAUUCUUCGUGUGCGAUAACGCAAGUGUCAGCGAUUUUCUCCGUUUGGGAAACGCGGUAGGCGUAUUACGGGCUGUACGAAAAAGCGACCGGCACGAAAAUGAGGGAGGCCGGGAUCAUGCUGAUAAGCACCGCGCUAACGUGCGUCGUUAUCGGCAAUGCGUACUAUCAGAGAAAACAGUUCUAUCCGACCGUCGUUCACAUAACCAAAUCGAAUCCGAGCAUGACCGUGAUCUACACGCAAGGAUUCAUCCUUGCGUUCAUGAUAAACGCCUUUCUGCGAAAGAUCUUUUUCGGCACUCUACGCGCCACCGAGCUCGAGCACCUGGUGGAAAAGGUCUGGUACGCCGUGACCGAGACGUGCCUGGCGUUUACAGUGUUCAGGGAUGACUUCAGCCCCAAGUUCAUAGCGUUAUUUACUCUCCUCUUGUUCCUAAAGUCGUUUCACUGGCUCGCAGAGGAUCGCGUUGAUUAUAUGGAAAGAAGCCCAGUAAUAACAUGGUUAUUCCAUCUCAGAGUCGCUAGUUUACUAAGUAUUUUGUUCGCCAUCAAUCUAACGAUGAUUAAUUACGCCUACAAUAUAACAGCCACUAAAGGCCCCUCCGUACAACUUGUGUUUGGCUUUGAAUAUGCAAUUUUGCUGACCGUUGUUUUUAAUAUUACCGUAAAAUACGUCCUGCAUACUAUCGAUUUGCAAAGCGAAACUCCGUGGGAUAACAAACCAGUAUUUUUGUUGUAUACAGAAUUGAUUAUUGGCAUAUUGAAGGUAUUCCUCUUCGUUGCUUUUGUAACCUUAAUGAUAAAGUUAUUUACGUUACCCUUAUUUGCAUUGCGUCCUAUGUACUAUACAAUGCGAGACUUCAAGAAAGCAUUCCAUGAUAUUGUAAUGUCUCGAAGAGCUAUCAGGAACAUGAAUACCCUUUAUCCGGAUGCAACAACUGAGGAAUUGGCUGCUGCUGAUAAUGUUUGCAUUAUAUGCCGAGAGGAGAUGGUCACAGCUAGUAAAAAAUUGCCGUGUAAUCACAUCUUCCAUACCGCGUGUUUACGUAAUUGGUUUCAACGUCAACAAACAUGUCCGACCUGUCGUUUGAACAUUUUGGGGCCUACGCCAAACAACGCACCACCUAGACAGCAAAAUCCUCCCCAGCCUGUACCGCAGGUGCCUCCGCAGCCUCCACAAGCACCUGGUGUCAACCCUAUCGGACCACCCUUUCAUUUCCCGGUAUUUUGGACUGGAUUACCAGCUCCAGGAAUGCCACCGCCGCAACAACAACAACAACAACAACAACAACAACAGCAGCAGCAGCAGCAAUCACAACAACAGCAGCAGCAGCAACCUCAAAAUAAUGCUGGAAGAAAUAUCCCGCUUUUCGCACCGCUGUUUCCUCAAAUGGUACCAUUGCCGCCUAUUCCCCUACCACCAUCGAAUUUUACCGAAUUAAGUGAUGAAGAACUCAGAGCGAUGGAAGGUAACAUGCGGCAAGCUGUUGAAGCCAGGAUACAAAUGCUGCAAAGGGUUCAACUUUUAUUUGAUGCAGGCUAUGCAAUGAUGAUUAAUCAUUAUCAAAGAGCAGUUGAUACUGCUAACAUUCCUGUGAACAAUAAUCCUACAAGCAAUAUCGAUAGUACGUCAGAUAUAUCUACGAUGGCAGAACCAGGGCCAAGUGGCAUAGCGAACACGAAUACUGGAGUCAAUAACGAAAGUUCUCAAGUUAAAGUAGAGAACACUCCUACUCCGAGUACGUCGGAAGAAAACACUUCUACUGCGAGUACGUCGAAAGAAAACGCUUCUAUUCCGAGUACGUCGAAAGAAAACGCUUCUAUUCCGAGUACGUCGAAAGAAAACGCUUCUACUCCGAGUACAUCGAAGGAAGACGCGUCGACACGUAAUGAUACGGUAGAUUUAUCUAACUCUGUGAGCAAACAGGAAAUGAUCAAGUGUAGGAUAAAAAAAUUUUCAUCUGGACAGACAGAAUAAGUAAAAAUAAAAUUGUGUGAUAACUUAUGUAACAUAAUAGUUAACUUGGUUUAUUAGCGGCCUCAACGCAAGCGGUCAAUAAUUGAGGACUGUAAAAGCUAAAGUUUGAAUUUUGUGAUCGGUAUGAGAGAGCCUUGUUGAAUGAUAUUCCAUUCGGUCAGUGGUCAGUUAAUGGGUUUUAAGUACAGAUAGAACUAUUUAUAAAAAAAUCUAGCGAUUGUUAAAUCCAGGAUUUAUUAAUAACCGAGACUGAAAGCUUGAGACUCAAAUUACAAACUGAAGUUAUACUACCAAUAAUCAUAAUCACAUGAAAGAAUGAUUUUAUAGGAAUGACAAUUUUCUGUCUUUCUUUUUGUAAAUGGUUAUCAGAGUACAUACGGAAUGCAAGAAAUUAAUUCCAUUGACGUUAUGAUUUUGAGAUUUCUAAACAUGUUUACCUGUACAUAAUUACAGAUUUUCUUGCUUCUCUAUGUGACCUUUACAGCCGUAUGAGAAUAUUUCUCACGAAACUAUGUAAAACUUUAAAAUUAAUUUGAUAUUCUUUGCAUAAAAAUGUGUUUGAGUACCUUUAUCCCUAAGCUUUAAUAUAUGGAAAAUUCUUAUGUACAUUUAUAAUUAUAUUAUUAUGUAAAUAUGCUA
This is a messenger RNA of Temnothorax curvispinosus, 2854 nucleotides long. RefSeq names its product E3 ubiquitin-protein ligase synoviolin B (gene sip3). Lineage: Eukaryota; Metazoa; Arthropoda; Insecta; Hymenoptera; Formicidae. The transcript is spliced from 8 exons. Bases 338 to 2215 code for a protein of 625 amino acids. Gene Ontology annotation, cellular component: cytoplasm. The record is from RefSeq and is a predicted model, not a curated record.